CAUCACCACGCGGUUGCAAAGAUGAGUCUCGCAGAAUGGGCGCUUCCGCAGCUCUCGAAGCUGCUUCCUCUGGACAACGAUUCCUUGGGGCAGAUCAUCUCCUACACCGAAUCGUUACCAAACAGAGAAGCGGCGGAUCACCUGCAGAACAUGCUAGGUGACAGCCCUCAGGCGCUGGAAUUUAUCACAUCCUUUAACAACAGGAGGAGACCGAACGGGCCGGCUGCGACAGCACAGCCUGCGUCUUCAAAUUCCUCUGAAGUGCCUAAGCCCAAGCCGCGAAAGAAGAAACAGGCUGGCCUGGGCAAGCCGUUACCGGCGCGACGGGUUGACGAUGCAGGCAAUCUAGCGGGUGCAUACAUGAAGAAAGAUGAGGACGACUACAUGGCUGGGGCUUCGAGACAAAAAGCUCCAAAGUCAAAUGCCUUCGGGUUGUCACAAAAGCCGGACGCUCUGCAGUUGCCAACGGCUACAUCGUCUGGAACGGCGACGCCAAAAUCACGCGGAGUCUCACCGGCACCUCAGGCAAAUAGACUCCCACCAUCAGCCGCAGGCCAGCUUAUCUCUGAGGUCAAAUCUACUCGAAACUCAUCGCCGAAACCGAAAGCAAAGAUCACCGUGGCUGGAGGUACUCCCAUGCAUGGCGCAUCUACAGCACUGAGUGACCUUGAGAGUGCGAUCAGAACCCUUGAGAUCCAGACAAAUCCUUCAUUAUCUGCCCAAGACAGCAGUAAACGGAAGUGCAACUGCAUGGCUACGCGACAUCCGCUUCUUGGGGCAGCACCAAAUUGUCUAAACUGUGGCAAAGUCAUCUGCGUGAAAGAGGGUAUCGGACCAUGCACAUUCUGCAACACGCCGCUGCUCAGCGCCGACGAGACUCAAUCAAUGAUUCGUAUUCUACGUGAAGAGCGAGGAAAGGAAAAGAUGGCUGCGAACAAUGCAGGUCAAAAGCGCGCAGAGGUUGCACAUGCCCCUCGGCCGUUCUCAACACCGAAAUCGUCUGCGCCGAACUCCGACAUCGACUCCGAGAACGAGAAGCUGGCGAAGGCUAAGCAGCACCGCGACAAGCUCUUGGCUUUUCAAGCACAGAACGCGAAGCGAACACAAGUUCAUGACGAAGCAGCUGAUUUCGAAACAACCACUGCUGGCCUGAGCAUGUGGGCAUCUCCACAGGAACGUGCGAUGCAACUCAAGCGUCAACAAAAAGCCCUGAGAGAACAAGAAUGGAAUGCACAGCCCGAAUACGAGAAGCGGAAGGUUGUUGCAAGUAUUGAUCUAGCAGGGGGGAGGAUCGUGAAGCGCAUGGCUGCCGCAGAGCGACCAAAGACACCCGAGAGCGAAGAUGAGCCAUCUGGGCCUACACAGCAUUACGAGACUGGUGCUAUAUCGAAGGGAAGCGGUGCUUUCAGCAGGAACCCACUUCUCGGCGCCCUGAUCCGCCCCACAAUUACGAUCGAAAACAAAGGCAAAGACAAACAAGCCGAGAAGAAACAAACCUGGAGAAGGGUUCAAGACGACAAUGAUGACAACGAGCAGUGGAUUCUAGACGGUGGUGUAUAUGGCGGGAAAAAUGAGACUGGGGAACCAGAAGCGGGUCACUGAGUGUGCAUGAAAGUGUUCAUCAUUGAACUCAAAUCAGUAGACCAUCAUCUUGCCAAUGCCUAACUCGUAGGUUCAACAAAUGAUAUGCUGGUUUGGUCAGACGCUUUCCAGGAGAGAUGACCUUGACAACACGGCGUCUACGCCGAUGUGCGCUCCUCGGUCUGCCUCGGGAAUGCUUCUGUACUGGAACCAACUUUGAUCAAGGAGGCGAAGUCAAACGUCAGGCAAAAGUGAGCUGCUGUCAGAUCCGAUAGUCGGGUGGCGGGGCGUCGAUCGGCUACAGCACGGCAGUCGGCCGCAGCC
Molecule: messenger RNA, 1905 nt
Organism: Boeremia exigua
Lineage: Eukaryota; Fungi; Ascomycota; Dothideomycetes; Pleosporales; Didymellaceae
Product: putative zinc finger motif, C2HC5-type-domain-containing protein
Exons: 1
Coding region: 22-1602 (526 amino acids)
Biological process (GO): regulation of DNA-templated transcription
Cellular component (GO): nucleus
Molecular function (GO): zinc ion binding
Source: RefSeq, a predicted model, not a curated record